UGGUGGUGGAGCUGGUGGUGGUGGUGGUGGAGCUGGUGGUGGUGGUGCUGCUGCGUGGUGGUGGAGCUGCUGCGGGGUGGAGAAGCUGAGCUGCUGACAGAGGUGUUUGGCACGCUUCAAGGGUGAGCAGAUAUGUCAGAUAGAGUAAAAUUCGUUGUUUACUUCGGUCAUGGCACGGUCCGAACAACUCCGAUGGGAGCUGAUCUGAGCGAGUUUCAGUGUGAGGAUUUGCAUCUGACAAACCCAAAAACAUGGCGAGUUAGUCAGUUGAAGGAGUGGUUGACCGUGAAUUUCGGGCUUAAUCCCGAAGCAUACACUGUUGGUGUGCAUGCUUUGUGGAGCAGCUCUAGUACCCAGAUUUUCUGGCGGUUGAAGCCGAUUGAGCGGACCUCUCAGUGGGUGCACUGGUUGGAAGCGUGCGAGCGCAGGGGAACUCACCCCAUCGCCUUAAUGCUUCCCGAGGCGAAGGUGGUGAAUUUCCAAGAAGGCGAGGGUGCGUUCCAUCCAGGCCAGAGCAGUCAAAGUUCUGAUGCUGGCGGCAGCAGUUUCCAAUCCGGGCAGAGUAGCCAUGCAGCAGGUGGUCAUGACGAUACUGUUGAGCUUGAAAGCGUGGACGAAGAAGAAGAACAGAUGCAGAACAUGAUGGACGAGGAAGACGAGGAUGGAGUGGACAAUGAGGUUGACUCAGAUGAAUCCGGUGGAUCCGAUACUUCAGAUGAUAACGAAGAGGCGGAUCCGAUCCCCUCUUCUUGGAACCAUGAUUUGUCGGAGGCAAUGAUAGUCGAUGAUCGGCACGAUUCUGCCUGGGAGUACAGCAUGAACACCAUCUCGGUUGGUGCUAGAUAUGCCGACAAGAGACAUCUGCAGAAGCAAUCACUCGAUGGGCAAUGA
This is a messenger RNA of Lolium perenne, 891 nucleotides long. The record is from RefSeq and is a predicted model, not a curated record. NCBI's taxonomy places the organism in Eukaryota, Viridiplantae, Streptophyta, Magnoliopsida, Poales, Poaceae.